Xiphias gladius (swordfish) is the source of this 5387-nucleotide messenger RNA. It is a transcript of the gene stc1, whose product is annotated as stanniocalcin 1. Gene Ontology annotation, cellular component: extracellular region. Lineage: Eukaryota; Metazoa; Chordata; Actinopteri; Istiophoriformes; Xiphiidae. Gene Ontology annotation, molecular function: hormone activity. Gene Ontology annotation, biological process: intracellular calcium ion homeostasis. The record is from RefSeq and is a predicted model, not a curated record. The transcript has 4 exons. The coding region runs from base 125 to 961 and encodes 278 amino acids.
GAUAGUGAGGAGUCCAAUGUAGAGAAUUUGCUGGCAGCCUACUUGUCCUAGCCUACAUUUAUUGUGUGUGUGUGUGUGUGUGUGUUUUUUUCGGCGCCGCUGAAGCUUUUGGAGCGUUAUUCUUAUGAAUUACAGACAAAGCAGGAGGCGUCUCUUUACAUUUAGUUGUAUUAUCUGUGUUGAGAGGACGAUGCCUUUUAGGACCGGACUUUUUCUCCUGAUGGUGCUGAACGCAUCUGCAUAUGAACUGGAUCAAAACGAGUCUUAUUCGCCAAGGAGAGCACGCUUUUCUGCCAACAGCCCUUCAGAUGUGGCGCGCUGUCUCAACAGUGCCCUCCAAGUUGGCUGCGGAGCCUUCGCCUGCCUGGAAAACUCAACUUGUGACACAGAUGGCAUGCAUGACAUCUGCAAGUCCUUCCUAUACAGUGCUGCUAAAUUUGACACUCAGGGUAAAGCAUUUGUGAAGGAGAGCCUUAAGUGCAUUGCCAAUGGCAUCACCUCGAAGGCAUUCCCCACCAUCCGCCGCUGCUCCACCUUCCAAAGAAUGAUAUCUGAGGUCCAAGAAGAGUGUUACAGCAAGCUGGACAUCUGCACUGUUGCCCGAUCUAAUCCAGAUGCUAUUGGUGAAGUGGCACAGCUGCCAAGUCACUUCCCCAAUAGGUUUUAUGGUAAGCUGCUUCAAAGCCUGAUGGACUGUGAUGAGGACACGGUGGACCGCGUUAGGACCAGCAUGGUGUCACGGCUGGGCCCAGAGAUGACCAUGCUUAUUCAGCUGCUGCAGAACAAGCCCUGCCCAUCCACUGCUGUGGCUGCAGCUGCCGCCAUCCCAACUGGAGCGGAGGGCCGUGGGAGCUGGCGCUGGUCCAUGAGUCCCCAUAUGUACAAGAUUCAGCCUAAUCUGCGAAACAGAGACUCUGCCAGUCAUUUUGGCAAAAAGCGCUCCGCCAGUGACAGCUCCUAACUCCCACUCAGAUUCAAAAAACUCCACAAGCCCCUCAAAACAUCACGAAAGCUCCUCUAUUCCCUAGGGGUGACAAAAUCCAUUCCUCGCUAGACUGGGAGUUACAGAAAUAUGCACCUCUAGGGAAUGCCGGAACGCCCAUAGAGUUGAUAUCAGAGUUUGAUUGUUGUUAUAUUGUAAAUCCUACACUUUAGGCUUGAGAGAACCCCCCCUUCCAUCGACUCUUUUCAAAUGUAUCCGCUCACAGUUAGUAUUGAACAUGUGGCUGUUGCAUCUGUGCAACAUGGUACUGUUCACUCCUUCAAUCUUUCAGAAGUCUUUUGAUGCCAAGCAAAAAAAGAAAGAAACAAAAAAACAGCCGUCAUGGUUCACGCCUCUAGAGCACAAAGUCCGUACUUUAAAAGAUAAAAACACAAUCUCAUAAUUCCGACAUUUAUUCAUGAAUAGAAAUCAGUAGUUGGAUUAUUAUUAGUUCACUGAUAGAAAUGGGAAAUUAUUGGUAGACGUAUCUUAUAUUUCAGCAAUGCGACCAGUCAAGUUGUGAGCAUUAGAUGUGGAGGUGAGUUUCAUAUCAAUUUUCUGAAACUAACAUAACACUUAAAUGUACUGUAUACUAAGUUAUCUGAGACAGCCAUAGCAAGCCCUCUAAAAGAGAGUGCUCAUACGGAGUGAGGUCUGCAGAGGUUUCAUCAUAACCUUUGAGAGGUUACCUUAAACUGACCAAAAAACUUCAAACUGCCCUGAAUGCUAUUCAUGAAAUACCAAAAUAGUGUAUAGCUAUAGCACUUAUAAUUUUUUUUCUUCUUUUUUUUUUUCUUCUGAUGGCUGAUGUAGUCAUGGUCAUGUGUUUUAAAUCGUCAUCCUGCACAUAAGGAUUGUCCAGGUCAUGGCUAAGUCUAUCUAUCAGAAAAAAAUACAUUUUUGCAUAUCUUGUAUCCAGACACUUGUAACGCUUAAGACUGUUGAGCUCUACAGUAUAUGUGGGACCAUGUUUAGUGGAAUCUGUAUCCAUGUUCUUAACUGAGUGUGAAGCAGUGGUGUAUGUGCAGUAGCUGAUUAGCACGUUCACUGAUGAGACUGAGAGCAGCCAUCUUCUUGGACUGAUGAUCAUCAUUCUCUGAGGUGAAUCACAUGACAUACACGCUGGCUUCCAGUGUCAAGUUUGACUAUUUAAAACAAAAAAGCCUUGUUGGAAUGAUAUUUAUUUUCCUACUAUAUUAUUUAAUGUUUAUUAUUUUAAUGCAUUAUUGUAGUUUUAAUUAGUUUCCAGGUUUAAAAAAGCAGUUCAGUCAUGGCUCCUAUUUGAACAUGAGCUCUAUGCCAAAAAAAAAAGAAAAAAAAAGUGAGCUGACACUCUGGUGACUGAAUGGGACCCAUGUCAUGACUCUGUGCUGGCCAUAGGGGAACAAGGUUGGUCAUUCAGGUCAGGUGAUCUACUUUAUGGGUGUUACAAGGGACCACAACAAAACUAUAGCUUCAUUCUGGUUUAAAAAUAGGGUUGUCAUUGCAGCUGCUAGAUGUGCUGGUUCAGUGCUGGGGUUUUGGGCACGUUAUUCAAGACUGAGGGGAUAUAAUCACAGCAAAACUAACACCAGCACAAAGUACUCUCAAAGUGAUGUUUUUUGGUGGCUCUGCACUGGUUUUUGGUGCUUCUCCUUGCAUAGGGUGAAAUCAGUUUUCCUUAAGAUGGCUGGCGCCGUGUAUGACAAAUUCUAAUCGUAGCUAAUGUCAGCUAUUAUCUUCAUCCCAAGCAUUUCUUUCGUGUUAUUACUGAUUUUUAUGUUCUUUUUUAAAACGUGUCGUUUCUGACAUUACACAUUAGAGAAAGGAUGACAUGUCUCAAAGGAGUACACACUGUAUUGUUGGUAUCAUCUUCAACCCUUGGUCGCCACAAAGCCCCUGAGAGUUUUGGUUAUAAUUCUUAGGUAUUUUCCCAUAUCAAUAAAUAUUCACAACUAAAUAAGCAACAAUAGUUAUUAUUUAGGAUUUUAAUGCUCAAAACCCCAAAUAAUCUGCCUCGUCAGGAAUGUGUGGGUGUGGUUUGAUCAGAUUUGAUUGACACUGACUGGAAACCAUAGCAAACAUCCCACAGCCGUCAUCAGAUUCCGAUUCAGAUGUUGCCAAGUCCUGAUUGGUGCACGGAAAUAUGUGACGACCAAAUCCAGCCCACCCCACCCACUUCAAACCUGUGAGAAGAGCACAGAAAGAAAUAGCACACACAGAAAUCUCUUUUGUGAAAUAACCAAAUCGCUGAUUCAUGAAGGACCACGUCGCUCAUAGUGAGAAGUUGAUGUUUUCUUGAAGCAUUUAAGAGAGCGGUGUCGUCCAGGAUGGUGGUGGUGUUCCUACCUAGAGGUCACUCAGAAGGUUGAAAAGGUUAACAGUUUCUUUCUACGGCGCAUAAUGCAAAAUAAAAAUGAGGGGAACAUCAAUAUAUACACUUAUAAACUCUAUGGAACCCAAACAAAAAGUACAAAAAGUCUCAGAAGACUGCAUACAUUAAGCAGUUCUCUUACAUCUAAGAUCAAGACAAUCAUUCAGAGUCAGCAGAUUAGUACAGAGCCACGCUCACGGAGAAGGGUCUUCAUGCUGGUGUUUGUUUUACCUAUACCUGGUAGGCUGAUGGUGGUUUGGCGCCAGUAACUUUAAUGAGAGAUUCGAUGGCUUCAGUUAGUUUCGGUUUGGGAGUAAAAUGCAAAUCUUUGUGCACAUUGAAAAGGCAAUAUAGAGAUUAACUUGGAACCAGGGCUGGGUUCAGUUCACUACUGAGCAGUUUGAUUCAUUAAAUUCCCUUUCUUGAAAAUUCAAACCUUGCAAGCUGGUCAAGAUAAAACUUGUUUUAUAACAAAAUUAUAAGGAAUUAUUGAGCAAAAAAGGUUCUGCUUGCCAGAUUUUGAUUGCAGUUGUUACAGUUGUUAAUUUGACUUCAUGAAAGGAAUUGAAACCAGUCCUGUUUGGGGAAAAAAAAAGUGAAUCUGUAUAUAUUGUCCUGGAUUGAUAAGAGUGAAGCACAGACCAGAAAAAGAAAUGCUUUAUUUUUCAGUGUCAGUUUAAUAGCUAUGUUAAGAAUUCCAAACUAUGCAAUAAUCUCACACACAAAGGAUUCACAGCAACACAGAAAUUGACCUUUAUUUCAUUCAGCGCCAGCUGAUGCUGUAUGAAUAAAGCGGCAGCAUGUGUGCUCUCAUACUGCACUCACAGUGAGAAGGCAUUGCUCCUCUGUAUCGCUUUCUGUUUCUGUGGUUUUUCUAAACUGGUGUUUGUUCUGUUCUGUGAAUCUGAUCAUUUCUUUUGUGUCAUUUGGCGCGAAAGGACAGCAGUUCCGAAGGAAUCAUUUGGGAAGUUAAGAGCUAUAGUCACACUGUAGUAUAUCCUAGCUUACUAUUUUAUGUUAAAUAUGCACUUUGCAUCUUAACCACUAUAAAGGGCAUUGAAACAUUCAGCACAUGUGCAAUUGAGACAUGUUUUAUUUACCCAGUGAAUGGAACUCAGUUUGAAUAUUUCGCAUCCUGAAGGGUCAGGGCUUCUUCAUGUACUAUUGAUACAUAUGUCUGUAUCUUUGUUGUCCAUGGGUAAAUCCAAAACCCAACAGCUGCUGCUAAACUGUUACUUCCCUGUAUGAUGCUGUCAAGAUGCCCGUCUACUGUGGCCACUCUGCCAACACACAGUGAGCUCAGCAUCAGUCCACAUUUGCAUUUAAGCAUUUUAAUGUCUAUCCACGUCUUCAUAUUUAUUUUCUAUGAACAUUCCUUGUGUCAAUAUAUAUUUGGCAAGGGCAAACUGACUGUUUCCUCACCAAGUCAAAUGUAACGGUAAUUUCAGAGAAUGUACCUGUAUAUUGAAUGUCUGUUUCGACGAGAACAUGCCCAAGUUAGGUGACCCAUGAAGGCUAUUGGGAAAAACAAAAGUGAGAAAAGUAUAAGGUUUUCGAUUUCUUUCUGUUUUAGAUUUUAAUUCAAGUAUAGGGUGCUUAAGGUGGUACUGGAGUAUUGUUAAAUUGACCCAUGGUGACUUUUGUGAAACUGUUUCUCCUGUCAAUACUAGAGACUAAAGACUCCCUCACUUCUGGCACUUCAUGGUACUCUUUCCUCUCAAGACUUGAAAUAGAUUGAUAAAUGUUGUUGUGCUUAAACAAAAUCAAAAAGCUUCAGUGACUAGUAGAGUUUAUUUUGUAUUCAUAUAUAAGUGACAGUUAUUUUACUAUUGGAUUCAAAAAGUUAUCGAGGAUUUAAGGAGAUUACUGAGGUUCCUGCUACAGAUGCUAUGUAACGCAUGAUUGACCCUUGUGAAUCACUUGCACUUUAGAAUAUACCCAUAUACAUAUAUACCCAUACUGUGUAUAUGUUUGGGUUUUUCCUCUGUACUGAAAAGUCAUGAAAGAUACAAAUGCAUCAAUUGUGUGUCUUUUGCUGAUCAGAAAUAAAAU